AUGUCUUCCGGUAAGCAAGCGUUGCAGCGACAAACGCAACAAGACUGGGAGAACCGCGCUGACGUUGAGGUUAUAACAAGCAGCAUCAAGAAAAUCGCUGACUUCCUGAAUUCGUUUGAUAUGUCCUGUCGGUUCAAGCUUGCGGAGUUGAAUGAAAAGUUGACCGGCCUCGAAAGAUCCAUUGAAUAUCUGGAAGCUAAAGUGUCUAAAGGAGGAACAUUGAAUUAA
This is a messenger RNA of Notodromas monacha, 228 nucleotides long. The record is from the annotation of a GenBank genome assembly. NCBI's taxonomy places the organism in Eukaryota, Metazoa, Arthropoda, Ostracoda, Podocopida, Cyprididae.